Numida meleagris (helmeted guineafowl) is the source of this 772-nucleotide messenger RNA. RefSeq names its product histone H2B 1/2/3/4/6. The transcript has a single exon. Bases 309 to 689 code for a protein of 126 amino acids. NCBI's taxonomy places the organism in Eukaryota, Metazoa, Chordata, Aves, Galliformes, Numididae. Gene Ontology annotation, molecular function: protein heterodimerization activity; structural constituent of chromatin; DNA binding. The record is from RefSeq and is a predicted model, not a curated record. Gene Ontology annotation, cellular component: nucleosome.
AGCGUAAGAAGUACAGUAACAGCACCAGCCUUACAGCUCGCUCUUAUAUCCUUUCUCAGUAACACGAGGGCGAUUCGAUAGGCUGAGGCAGAGAUUUUGCGAAAUCAGCCAAUGGGAGUGCGAAUCGAAUUCUAGCCAAUGGCGACGAUUUACGGAGACCUAUCAACGGAAGGGCCCGACUCAGCCAAUAGAAACUGAGACUACAGGAACCUAAUCUACAUACAGACACUAUAAAAAGAGGGCGACCGUAGCUGCAGCAAACGUUUCUGCGGUUGGUUUUUCACUGUUCGUGGUAGUCGAUCAUCGCUAUGCCCGAGCCGGCCAAGUCUGCGCCCGCCCCCAAGAAGGGCUCCAAGAAGGCGGUCACCAAGACCCAGAAGAAGGGCGACAAGAAGCGCAAGAAGAGCCGCAAGGAGAGCUACUCGAUCUACGUGUACAAGGUGCUGAAGCAGGUGCACCCCGACACGGGCAUCUCGUCCAAGGCCAUGGGCAUCAUGAACUCGUUUGUCAACGACAUCUUUGAGCGCAUUGCCGGCGAGGCGUCACGCCUGGCGCACUACAACAAGCGCUCGACCAUCACGUCGCGGGAGAUCCAGACGGCCGUGCGGCUGCUGCUGCCCGGCGAGCUGGCCAAGCAUGCGGUCUCCGAGGGCACCAAGGCGGUCACCAAGUACACCAGCUCCAAGUAGAGAGCUCUGGAUCUUUGCUUUUAACCCAAAGGCUCUUUUCAGAGCCACCCACAUUUUCAGUAAAAGAGCUGAAGUGCUGAUAA